Ectocarpus sp. CCAP 1310/34 is the source of this 3333-nucleotide messenger RNA. The record is from the annotation of a GenBank genome assembly. NCBI's taxonomy places the organism in Eukaryota, Phaeophyceae, Ectocarpales, Ectocarpaceae.
AUGUGUGAUACAGACAUCGUGACAUUGGCAUAUCUGGUCAAGACGGUACGGUUCGUCCUUGGACGGACUCUUGUGUGCGUCCCCCAUGUAUGUGUUUCAAAGAAGCUCACCUCCCCCCCGCUUGUCACUCUGCCCUGCUUUUGGUAUCAGACGAUCUUACUAGCAUUGGUCCUGGUCCAGAUAUUUGUUGCACUACAACCGGCCCGUCACUACUGGCGGUACAUCAACGAGUUGGCCUUGACAGGGUCGUUCGGUGGGUACAACAAGCAGCCGUGGCUCUACGUGGAUCUUCCUGUCUUCGGACGAGGAGAAGGAGAAUCUUCCAAGAUGCGGGCUCUCGGGCUUCUCGGAGCGCUUUCGCCGAUCAUUUGGUUCGCGUGUUUCACGGCGAUCGUCAUCGUGACAAAGCUACUGCUGUUCGGCGGGUACCCUCAAGUGCGCGUCCCGCUGGGCACGCGCGCGUACCUCUCCUGGUGGUACAUGAACACUAUGCUGAACUUGUGGGAAUCCAUCGGUGGAACGUGGUUGCUCGAUACGAAGCUGAUAAUCUUCAUUUACCGGUGCAUGGGAGCAAAGAUUGCCUGGACGGCCAGCAUCAGCGUCUUCGUUCGCGAUUUCGAUUCGGUGGAGGUCCAGGAAGGGGCGAAGGUGGAUGGGAACCUGUACGUCCGGCGGUUCGAGGCUUCUUACAUGGACGUGGCACCCAUCAUCAUUGGCAAAGGUGCCGACCUUAGAACCGGGUCCGUGGUGUACGGAGGGACAAGCGUCGGUGAUCACUGGCAUCCUCUGCAAAAUUCAACACUCCGGGUGGCGUAUGCCAUACCUCACGCCACGAAAGCUAAGAUCGUGAUGUCCCCACCCCCCCCGUGGGCGCAUCAGUUGGCGAAGCAAAUCUCGAUCCUGUGCACCCUGGUUGCUACGACGGCAAUGACCUACUUCCCGAUCAUCCUCUAUGAGUCGAUCGGUCUAUCGGAGAACUUCCGCUACGCCCUUCUUGUCAAGGUUGUUCUUCUCGUCGGCGGAGUACCGAGCCAGCUAGCUCUCUACACCGUUCUGCUCAAGUGGAUUCUCGCAGGUCGCGUGACAGAGGGCUCCUACAAGCCGAACGUCUUCCAGACCUGGCGACGCUGGUAUCUGGGCAGGCUUAACACGUUUGUGUUCGCCUACUUGCACGUCUUCAACCAGUGUCCGAGAUACGAGUGGUGGAGUGCCGCGCUCGGCAUGAAAGUGGGGCGUGGUUCGGUCGUCCUGCUGGAAGAGUUCAACCCGGAGGACGCUCACCUGAUUCAGAUCGGCUGCCGAGCCCACAUCGGCUACCCGCGUCUCUCCGUCGACCGACCGACCGGACGUGGAACUGAACGCGAGAAGAAGGCAAUAUCGAUCGGAUCGAAGGCGUUACUCGGAUUCGGGGUACACCUCGGCGCAGGCUGUACCGUCGGCAACGGUGCAAUGCUUGGCGGAUACUCCAAGCUAAGGCCUGGAGAAAAUCUCACGGACGGGUCGGUGACGAUGUGCGACCAGCAAAGUGCCUUCCAAUUUGGUGCUUCUGCGCCUACCUCGGCCCAGAGGGAUAUCCAUGACGACCCGCUACAUAUGUGCUUCGCCGCUGAAGAUCCCCGCGAAACUGUCAAGGCGAACGUGAUCGACGCAGCGUGCACCCUGGGGGCUUGCUCCCUCAACAUCCUGGCCUUGGUGGCGUCUUUCGAGGCGACCAAGCUUGCGGAAUCUCUGUGGUCGAGAGGCGAUCCCUUCGACACCAGGGUUGUGGUGUUGCCGGCGGUAGCCUUGGUCGUGUGGGCGUUGGCGUCGGCUGUACUUCUUGCCGUCUUCAAGUGGGUGUUCGUGGGGGACUUCCGCCUCAUGUCAACCCCAGGCACACGAAAGGAAAUCUCUGCCCGAGUUGGGCCACGUUCAACAGACAUCGAGAAGGGGUCCGGGGGAGGGCAACAAGGAGGCCAGCGACGGAAGUCGAACAAACUCACGGCUUCGCAGGUAAUGAGGUGGCGGUGGAUGCAGCGCUUCGUCUACUUCUCCCUCUUCGAACCAUACAUUGUCAACACCGUCCUCAAAGGCACGUGGCUGCUCAACGUGUGGCUAAGACUCAUGGGUGCAGACGUUUCCAUGGGCGCUCUGGUUCUAGGCAAGGUGUCCGAUCACGGCAUGGUGAAGGUUUGCGAGGGUUCCGUGGUUGCUGGGGUUCUAUAUGGACACCGCGCUACCUUCGUUGACGGAGUCUGGUCCAUGGAACUGGCGCCUGCCUGUGUAGGUAAACGUGGGGUUGUACAUGCUCACACAGGGAGCUGGUGCACGGAGAUGGGGGCUGGAUCAACGUUGACGGCCGGUAGCGCCACACUUGGCGGACAGGUUUUGCAAGCCGGGGAUGUGUUCGGUGGUCGUCCUCCUCAGAAGCUUUCUGGAAGUUGGGCGCGGUAACGAGUCACUUCACUUGAGAAUAGUCCACCAGGCCGUAGGCAGGGAGAGGUACGUGCUUGGCCCAAGCGCACACAAAUAUGAUAGAUCAGAUCCCUAAAAAGGUCGAGCUAGCUCUGUUGAAGUGUGCGUCCCUUGUGAUCGGUAGAACGCGUGUGAUGGGGCUUUGUUUGCCCAAGGUGAUCUGAAGGACAUCAAUGAUUUUAAUACGUUUGCCCGAACUGAUCUAAAGGACAUUGGUAAUUGGUGUAUGUUUACUUGUUGAUCUAUUGGACAUGGGUGAUUGAUGUAUGUUUGAUGUAUGUUUUCUUCAUGGUGAUCUGUUGGACAUAGGUGAUUGGUGUAUGUUUGCUUCAUGGAAAUCUGUAGGACAUUGUUGAUCGGGGUAUGUUUGUUCAUGGUCUUCUGUGAUCGGUGAGUGUUUGCCCGUGGUUAUCUGUGGGGCAUAGUCUAGGUGAGCUAGGCCAUGAAUGAUCCUAUGUGUACAAGCUUGUACCAAAUGGCAGGUAGGCGCUGGGGAGAUCUAUUACUUUUCAAGCUCCUAUGCUACAGCUGUGCGAUCGUCGAUGGAGAGUUCUCGCGUCCCAGUAGUUCUAGAAACAAACCCGAACUGCCGUGCAUUUUCGUCCGGGGAGAUAUUGAUGAAUCCAAUCUUACGUUCUGCACUGCCUGGGCGCCGUCAUGGAGACAGCAAGUCUGUACAUUCAGAGUUGGGUUUCGACUGGCCGGAAAGCCGGGCAUCUCAGGCCGCCUGAUCUGGAAAGGGCGCACGACCCACGUCCCAGUUGGUAAGCGCGGGGUCGACAGCGGCCCUAAACGCGGAAAAAUAUUUCCACUCGAGUAGCAGGCCCAACUCCGGGAAUCGAGCGAUUAUUUCCGUUGCGUCGACAAUUCGGAGGGAUC